AUGUCCGAUCGGAACAAUCCAGCGGACCUCAUAUCACGCGGGUGCUAUACACAUGAUUUAUUGAAUUCAUCCUUGUGGUGGGCAGGCCCAUCUUGGCUACAAAAUCUAACUGAAACACAGCGACGUGCAACUGACAAUAUUUCAAUUCCUGAAACUGAUGUCGAAAGUCGAAUCACAAGUUUGACUUGUACAAAAAUUAACAAUAACGAACAUUUUUUCUUAUACUCUUCCCUUAUUAAACUCGUGCGCGUAACUGCUUUUUGUUAUCGAUUUUUACAAAAUUUAAAACUAAAGAAGAAAGAAAAAGAACUACUGUAUGGCCCACUCACGGUCGAUGAAUUCAAUAAUUCACUAAACAAGUUAAUAAAAAUAUCACAAUAUGAAAUAUUCAAACAAGACAUAGAUAUAGUCGCGCGUGGGGAAGCAUUACACAAAUCGUCGAAAUUAAAAUCAUUAACACCGUUUUUAGACAAAAAUGGAAUAUUGCGCGUCGGCGGUAGGAUAAAGAAUUCAAAUUUACCGUAUGAUAAAUGCCAUCCGAUAAUACUACCAAAAAAUCAUCAAUUGACUAUUCUAAUAACUAGGCAUGAGCAUUUAAAACUGUAUCAUUGCGGAGCACAGAUGUUAUUAAAUGCGUUGCGUAAUACUUAUUGGCCUAUCGGAGGCAGAAACCUGACAAGAUCGAUCGUGAAAAAAUGCGUAACAUGUUUUAAGGUAAAACCCACAUUUAUUAAUCCAGUAAUGGGCAAUUUGCCUAAAUAUCGCGUUACACCGCAGUCACCUUUCUUUAUAUGCGGAGUAGAUUACGGAGGUCCUAUCUUAUUAAGAGAUCGUCAAACAAGAGGAUACAAAAAAUUUAAGGCUUACAUAUGUUUGUUCGUGUGCCUUGUUACAAAAGCAAUACAUAUCGAAUUAGUAUCUGAUUUAACUACGAAUAGUUUUUUAGCCACUUUUAAACGAUUUAUGGCGCGACGCGGAAAACCUCGCGAAAUCUAUUCCGAUAAUGGAACAAAUUUUAUAGGCGCAGCAUCAGGAUUAAAGGAGCUUUAUAAAUUUUUGCAAACAAAAUCAAAUCAAAAUAAGAUUGUUAAUGAUAUGACCAACGAAGGCGUGUCAUGGAAGCACAUUCCACCAAACUCUCCUCAUUUUGGAGGAAUUUGGGAGGCGGGCAUAAAGUCGUGCAAGGCUCAUUUAAAGCGAGUAUUGGGUAAUGCUAUUUUAACUUUUGAAGAUUUUAUACGGUUUUGA
Ctenocephalides felis (cat flea) is the source of this 1248-nucleotide messenger RNA. RefSeq lists its product as uncharacterized. NCBI's taxonomy places the organism in Eukaryota, Metazoa, Arthropoda, Insecta, Siphonaptera, Pulicidae. The record is from RefSeq and is a predicted model, not a curated record. The transcript has a single exon. The coding region runs from base 1 to 1248 and encodes 415 amino acids. Gene Ontology annotation, molecular function: nucleic acid binding. Gene Ontology annotation, biological process: DNA integration.